Messenger RNA from Stegodyphus dumicola, 859 nucleotides. RefSeq lists its product as uncharacterized. Lineage: Eukaryota; Metazoa; Arthropoda; Arachnida; Araneae; Eresidae. The record is from RefSeq and is a predicted model, not a curated record.
CGUAGGAAGUCAUUCUUCGUAACUUUAUUAUUACCAGAAAUAUAUUUAGGCAUUUUAUUUUUACCACAGUUGUUCUUCAUUUCAUUAUCAGGAGCAAAAAUGAAAGCAGUGAUAAUUUUUGCGAUUUUCUUCAUCGCCACUGACUUGUGCUGUUGCCAGGAUAUCAUCCGAGAUUAUAGCCUUCGAGAAGAAGAUUAUGAAGGAGGCUCCAAUUAUGGACAUAAUGGCAACCGUAGACCCUUGUCCAGUGGAUAUUACAAUAUUAACCGUCCUAUGUCCUACGGAAAUUACGAAUACAACAGACCUAUGUCAUAUGGAUACAGCAGACCUAUGUCAUAUGGAUACAGCAGACCUAUGUCGUACGGAUACAACAGACUUGUGUCAAAUUAUGGAUAUAGCAGACCUAUGUCCUAUGGAAAUUAUGGAUACAGCAGACCUAUGUCUUAUGGAUAUAGCAGGCCAGUUAAUUAUGGAGGAUAUUCCUCGCUGUCUCCAGAAAGAUAUCAGAUGAUGACCCGACCUUACAGAGGAUAUCGAGGAUCUUCCUAUGGAAGAUACCAGUAAAUUCUGGAUUUCAAUAGAUUUGGGUGCAACGAAAACGUUUUCUUGGUUGUGGAAGAAAUCAAUCGACUGUGACUUUCUUAGAGGCUCAUGAUACAAAUUUUACAUUAAUUAAUAAGCAAUGGCUCUGGGCAUCAAGUAAAUAAUCUGAAUUUGUAUUGAGGAUAUGUUUUAUAAUAACUCAAGAACAUAUUUUAAGUCUUUGCAUGGUUUCUUUUUUGAAGAAUGUAACAGAAAUUGUAAAUAAAUAUUUAUGUAAAGCUAAGAAGCAAAAAUAAAACUGAAAUUAUGAGAAAGA